AUGCUUAAGAUACUAGACACAGAUUCUUCCAUGGAAGUUGUCACGAGUUUCCAAAUGAACAACAAAAAAGAAGACGUUUACUCCACUGUAAAAGGGUCAAAACCUGCAGACGAUGUAAUUCUAACUGAAACAAACAGGGAAAGAAACAUACGCAAGGCAUGUGAAUCUCUAGCAGUACAAAUGAUUGACAAGAUUCUCUCAUCUUUUCCUGCAUACGAAGGAAAUGGUAUCCAUCUAAAUCCUCAAAUGGAAGCUGCAAAAUUAGGUGUCGAUGUUGAUGGAGAUAUACCCAAUGAAGUGCAAGAUAUAAUUGUGAAUUGUCUGAAAAUCCCUCAGCAAAUACUUCUUGCCAUGACCACUUACAUACACAGGUUGAAAUCAUUAAUGACAAAAGAAAUAGAGAAAAUUGACAUUAGAGCUGAUGCAGAUAUGUUAAGAUAUAAAUAUGAAAACAAUAGAGUAAUGCAUGAUUCUUCUCCUGAUAAAGCACAUGUUCAACAAUUUGUUGCUGCAGAAGAUGAACUCAAUAAAGCUGCAGAAGCUAGAAGCAUGUGUCAGAAGCUAAAAGUUUGGGAGAAAGAAAGAGAAGCUUCUGGAUUGAAAGCAAGUUUGACAACAUUAAUGUCUAAAGUACAACAAUUAAACAUGUUAUGUGAAGAAAGAAAAGAAGUUGAAGAUUCUUUAAGUAAAAAAUGGAAGAAAAUCGAAGAGUUUGAUGCUCGAAGAUUAGAGCUCAAAUCCAUCUACAGAUGUUGUUGCAUUUUGGAGUCAACAAACAUUAGCUUCCAUCAACCCCACAAGUAUUGUUGGAGUCAAUGGAUGGCAUCUACUAGACCUGAUGCUGUCAUUGCUGCAGAAAAGAAUGCUGCCCUUUUGACUGCUCGAGCUGGUGCCCGAGACCCCUCUGUUAUUCCUUCUAUUUGUCGUGUUUCUGCUGCCCUUCAAUAUCCUGCAUGGUUAGAAGUUUCGGAUUCCGGCUUAGCAUUGGUGUUGGGAUCCAUGGAAUUCUGUUUGAAGUUGCGGGGUUCGGAAGCUUGUGUUUUGGAGGACUUAGCAAAAGCAAUCAAUCUGGUGCAUAUCAGGAGGGAUCUUGUGGAAAGUGGUCACACAUUGCUAAACCAUGCUUAUCACAAUCAACAAGAAUACGAUAGGUAUGAGGGUGGAACUGGAAUCUGUGAUUCUGACGGAAUCGGAAUCCGUGAUUCGGACGGAAUUGGAAUAUGUGAUAUCAUUCCGAUGUCAAAUAAACGGAGUUUAAUUCUAUCUGAAGGUGGAACCAGAAUCAGUGAUUCUGACAGAAUUGGAAUCAGUGAUUCUGAUGGAAUCAGAAUCUGUGAUUCUGUUGGAAUCAGAAUCUAUGAUUCCAUUCUGCUGCCAAAUAAACGGAAUUUAAUUAUAUCUGAAGGUGGAACCAGAAUCAACGAUUACGACAGAAUUGAAAUCAGUGAUUCCGAUGGAACCAAAACCUUACAAAAACAUCAAAUGAAAACCAAAAUUGUAAGAGAACCUUUUGACAUUAUGAUUUAG
Molecule: messenger RNA, 1527 nt
Organism: Lactuca virosa
Lineage: Eukaryota; Viridiplantae; Streptophyta; Magnoliopsida; Asterales; Asteraceae
Source: the annotation of a GenBank genome assembly